AGCCGGUUUGUUUACAUCGUUUCUGCCAAUCGAAUGGCACGUUGCCGCAUUCCGGUGUGAGUAAAAAGCUGGCAGACCGAAAACACUAGAACGCAAGAUUGUAUUCCCUCAUCCAAAUGGAUUACGAAGCAUUCGAAGCGGCUCACAAGCCACAGCUGCAAUCGUCCGGUGUGCCGGAACAUCUAUGGCCAGAGCUGUACCGCAAGCUGUCAGACCAGGUGUUCGAUGCCGGGCUUUCCUUUUCGCUGCUUGCGGUAGAUUAUGGCGAGGAACCUCGAUCGCCCGAAGAUCCCGUGUGGACGCUGCAAGUGUCCAAAGAAGGUGGAUUGAAGGCGAACGAUCCGACGGAAAUCUAUCUUAUCGAUCAUGCGUGGACAUUUCGUACGGACAAUGCACGCCAGUUGCUAAACGCCCAUCCGGAGCUAGUGAGCCGUCUGGCUGUGAUGAUGGGCCUCCAGCAAGACGAUGAUGUCCCACCGAACGCCUACAUCCCGCGCAUCCUGCAGGACAUGUGGCGCUGGUGCAAUACCUACUCGCUGAACGCGGACGGACUGUCGGUCGAAAACCGGAUGCCAAUCUGGUACGUGAUGGACGAGGUGGGAAGUGCGAUACUGCACGGCGACUCUCCCAACUGCCGGGUCGUUCCGUUCAUACACAUCGCGGAAGGAGUCACGUACAGUUUGCUAUUCCCCACGGAGGACAUCGAGGAGGGUGAAAAUCUGUACCGAGAUUUUGUCGAAAGUGUGCCAACCGGUUCGCGGGAACGGGAUGCUCUCCUGCUUCCGUGGCGUUACGAUUCGUUCGUGAAGGAAGAUUUCACCCAGGUGGAACCACCGAAGGAGUACUUUUUGGCCGGACACAUCGAAGAGUCCCUCCCGGAUCCGGACGUGCCUCCACCGCUGAUCGAUGGAAACAGACCGCUGAAGGUGUACUCGCAGUACGAUCUGGUCAACCAAUACCUGACGGAUGCGGCCUAUGAAAUCGUAACCGAUCCGGCCGACGCCGACAUUCUCUGGAUGACGAGCCAUUUCAAGGAGUUCCGCGAGCUGAGCGAAAGCAAUCCCAACCAGUUCGUCAAUCAGUUCCCCUUCGAGAACGUAAUGACGAUCAAGGAUCUGCUGAGCAUCGUUUGCCGUCGAAUGGCGAAGGAGCUACCGUCGACCGGUGGCGAAGAACCAUCGCUAGCGCCCAACCCACGCUGGCUUCCGGUAACGUACAAUCUGAAGACGGAGUUGGUACCCUUCGUAGCCUACUACCAGAAUCGGGCCCAACGCGGCAUGGACAACCAUUGGAUAGUGAAGCCCUGGAAUUUGGCCCGCACGCUCGAUACGCACAUUACGGACAAUCUGACGCAAAUCAUGCGACUGCAGCAAACGGGACCGAAGAUUGCGCAAAAGUACAUCGAACAUCCGGUCCUUUUCGAGCGGUCCGAGCUCGAGGCAAGCGUCAAGUUCGACGUCCGGUACGUGCUGCUGGUGAAAAGCGUGGACGAGCUGUGCGCUUACGUGUACACGAACUUCUUCCUGCGCUUUGCCAACAAACCCUUCCAGCUGGACGAUUUCGACGAUUACGAGAAACACUUUACCGUCAUGAACUAUGGGCAGUUUCAGCUGCGGCACAUGAAGUGCGAUGAGUUUGUGCAAUGCUGGCGCGCACAGUACCCGAACCAUCCCUGGGACCAGAUCGAGACGGACAUUUGUGAGAUGCUGAAGGAGAUGCUGCAGGGUGCGACGCGAUUAGGACCGCCGUGCGGUAUUGGCGCCAGUAGCCAAUCGCGUGGACUUUACGCGGUCGAUUUGAUGCUCGAGUGGACGGAAGCGGGCAGCAGAAUACAGCCGAAGCUGUUGGAGGUGAACUUUACCCCUGAUUGUCAGCGAGCCUGCGAGUACUAUCCGGACUUUUACAACGAUGUGUUCAACUUGCUGUUUUUGGAUCAGGAAAAUUUGGACGUGUUCCGGCGCAUUGUAUAGGACACCAGCAGACGACGGUGGAAAAUGAAAUAAAGUGGACCAGUGUCAUAUGUUGAAAACAAAAAA
Molecule: messenger RNA, 2036 nt
Organism: Anopheles stephensi (Asian malaria mosquito)
Lineage: Eukaryota; Metazoa; Arthropoda; Insecta; Diptera; Culicidae
Gene: TTLL12
Product: tubulin--tyrosine ligase-like protein 12
Exons: 1
Coding region: 117-1970 (617 amino acids)
Biological process (GO): protein modification process
Source: RefSeq, a predicted model, not a curated record